Anthostomella pinea is the source of this 297-nucleotide messenger RNA. The record is from the annotation of a GenBank genome assembly. Lineage: Eukaryota; Fungi; Ascomycota; Sordariomycetes; Xylariales; Xylariaceae.
AUGCCCAGGCUCAUAGGAGACGACCACAUCAACAACGGGGAGGGCGUAACACCAGUGGUCAUUCAUGGCGAUCUCUGGUCUGGCAAUGCAUCAGUGAUCAAAUCGCGCGGCAUCAGCGAGCCGGAGGACAUCAUUUUCGUCUCUUCAGCUUGCUACGCACAGUCAGAAUUCGAGUUAGGCAUCAUGAAGAUGUUCGGCGGUUUCGGUGGAGGGUUCCUGAAAGAGUACCACUCCCUGGUGCCGAAGACAGAGCCGGUUGAUGAGUAUGAGGAUCGAGUGGCGUUAUACGAACUGUAG